This is a messenger RNA of Dictyostelium discoideum AX4, 546 nucleotides long. Its product is annotated as C2 domain-containing protein. The record is from RefSeq and is a predicted model, not a curated record. The transcript has 2 exons. NCBI's taxonomy places the organism in Eukaryota, Evosea, Eumycetozoa, Dictyosteliales, Dictyosteliaceae. The coding region runs from base 1 to 546 and encodes 181 amino acids.
AUGUCAGGUGAUUUAUAUUUGGAUAUGCUUGCCACUCAAGUUAAUCAAGGUAAUAUGGGUGGUAAAGGUGGACCAUUUGGAUAUUUAUGGAAAGAAAAAAAUAGAAAAGAUAAAAAAAAAGAUAAAACACCAAAACCAAAGAAACAAGAAGAUUAUACAGUUUGUGACAUUCAUAUAGGUAGUGGUUCAGUUAGAGAUGCAAAAGAUAGUAAUGGUUUAGCUGAUCCUUUCGUUAUGAUUUGGAGUGUAAAUAUUGAAGGUGAUCAUGAUAAAUGUAUUUAUAAAAGUAAAGUUUGUAAAGAAACUUUAACACCAAAUUGGAAUGAAGAUGGUGAACUUAAAAUGAAGAAUGGAAGUUACAGAGAAUGCAUUCUAGAGUUAUGGGAUCAUGAUACCUUUACUGCAAAUGAUUUCAUUGGUAGAGCUUUAAUCUUUCCAAGUUCUGUAACUUUUGGUAUGGAAUAUAAAGAAAAUGUUAAAGUUUUUGAUAAAGAUGAUAAAACAAAUCCAACUGGUACUGUUGAAAUUAAUAUUAAAAGAAAAUAA